Molecule: messenger RNA, 2784 nt
Organism: Microtus oregoni (creeping vole)
Lineage: Eukaryota; Metazoa; Chordata; Mammalia; Rodentia; Cricetidae
Product: androgen receptor
Exons: 8
Coding region: 1-2691 (896 amino acids)
Biological process (GO): male gonad development; androgen receptor signaling pathway; regulation of DNA-templated transcription
Cellular component (GO): nucleus
Molecular function (GO): steroid binding; zinc ion binding; sequence-specific DNA binding
Source: RefSeq, a predicted model, not a curated record
AUGGAGGUGCAGUUAGGACCGGGAAGGGUCUACCCACGGCCCCCAUCUAAAACCUAUCGAGGAGCUUUCCAGAAUCUGUUCCAGAACGUGCGCGAAGCUAUCCAGAACCCGGGCCCCAGGCACCCUGAAGCCGCAAGCACAGCACCUCCCGGCGCCUGUUUGCAGCAGCAGCAAGAAACUAGCCCCCAGCAGCGGAGGCGGCAACAGCUUGGCCAGGAUGGCUCUCCCCAAGCCCACAUCAGAGGCCCCACAGGCUACCUGGCCCUGGAGGAAGAACAGCAACCUUCACAGCAGCACUCAGCCUCCGAGGGCCACCCUGAGAGCGGCUGCCUCCCAGAGCCUGGGACUGCUACAGCUCCUGGCAAGGGGCUGCUGCAGCAGCCACCAGCUCCUCCAGAUGAGGAUGACUCAGCUGCCCCAUCCACGUUGUCCCUGCUGGGCCCCACUUUCCCAGGCUUAAGCAGCUGCUCCGCGGGCAUUAAAGACAUCCUGAGCGACGCCGGCACCAUGCAACUUCUUCAGCAGCAGCAGCAGCACCAGCACCAGCAACAGCAGCAGGAGGUAAUAUCUGAAGGCAGUGGCACCAGUGUGAGAGCAAAGGAGGCCACUGGGGUUCCCUCUUCCUCCAAGGAUAGUUACCUAGGGGGCAAUUCGACCAUAUCUGACAGUGCCAAGGAGUUGUGUAAAGCAGUGUCUGUGUCCAUGGGACUGGGUGUGGAAGCAUUGGAACAUCUGAGUCCCGGGGAACAGCUUCGGGGAGAUUGCAUGUACGCGUCGCUCCUGGGAGGUCCACCCGCGGUGGUGCGUCCUGCUCCUUGUGCGCCACUGGCCGAAUGCAAAGGUCUUCCCCUGGACGAGGGCCCGGGCAAAGGCACUGAAGAGACUGCUGAGUAUUCCUCUUUCAAGGGAGGUUACGCCAGAGGGCUGGAAAGCGAGAGCUUGGUCUGUUCUGGCAGCGGUGAAGCAGGUAGUUCUGGGACACUUGAGAUCCCGUCCACUCUGUCUCUGUAUAAAUCCGGAGUGGUGGAUGAGGCAGCAGCAUACCAGAAUCGCGACUACUACAACUUUCCACUGGCUCUGACCGGGCCCCCGCACCCCCAGCCCCCGACCCAUCCACACGCCCGCAUCAAGCUGGAGAACCCUCUGGACUAUGGCAGCGCCUGGGCUGCUGCGGCCGCGGCGCAAUGCCGCUAUGGAGACUUGGCUAGCCUGCACGGAGGGAGUGCAGUCGGACCCAGCACCGGAUCGCCCCCAGCCACCGCCUCUUCUUCCUGGCACACUCUCUUCACAACUGAAGAAGGUCAAUUAUAUGGGCCAGGCGGCGGGGGUGGCAGUAGCAGCCCGAGCGAGGCAGGGCCUGUAGUUCCCUAUGGCUACACUCAUCCCCCUCAGGGGCUGGUGAGUCAGGAGGGUGACUUCUCUGCCUCCGAAGUGUGGUACCCCACUGGAGUGGUGAACAGAGUACCCUAUCCCAGUUCCAGCUGCGUCAAAAGUGAGAUGGGACCUUGGAUGGAGAACUACUCUGGACCUUAUGGGGACAUGCGUUUGGACAGUGCCAGGGACCACGUUUUACCCAUCGACUAUUACUUCCCACCCCAGAAGACCUGCCUCAUCUGCGGCGAUGAAGCUUCUGGCUGUCACUAUGGAGCCCUCACCUGUGGCAGCUGCAAGGUCUUCUUCAAAAGAGCCGCUGAAGGGAAGCAGAAAUAUCUGUGUGCCAGCAGAAAUGAUUGUACCAUCGAUAAAUUUCGGAGGAAAAAUUGUCCAUCUUGUCGACUCCGAAAAUGUUAUGAAGCAGGGAUGACUCUGGGAGCUCGUAAGCUGAAAAAACUUGGAAAUCUAAAACUACAGGAGGAAGGAGAAAACUCCAAUGCUGGUAGCCCCACUGAGGACCCAUGCCAGAAGUUGACAGUAUCACAUGUUGAAGGCUAUGAAUGUCAGCCUAUCUUUCUUAAUGUCCUGGAAGCUAUUGAACCAGGAGUGGUGUGUGCUGGACACGACAACAACAAGCCUGAUUCUUUUGCUGCCUUGUUAACUAGCCUCAACGAGCUGGGCGAGAGACAGCUUGUGCAUGUGGUCAAGUGGGCCAAGGCCUUGCCUGGAUUCCGCAACUUGCAUGUCGAUGACCAGAUGGCAGUCAUUCAAUAUUCCUGGAUGGGACUGAUGGUAUUUGCCAUGGGUUGGCGGUCCUUCACUAACGUCAACUCCAGGAUGCUCUACUUUGCACCUGACCUGGUUUUCAAUGAGUACCGCAUGCACAAGUCUCGGAUGUACAGCCAGUGUGUGCGCAUGAGGCAACUGUCUCAAGAAUUCGGAUGGCUCCAGAUAACCCCCCAGGAAUUCCUGUGCAUGAAAGCCCUGCUACUCUUCAGCAUUAUUCCAGUGGAUGGGCUGAAAAAUCAAAAAUUCUUUGAUGAACUACGAAUGAACUACAUCAAGGAACUCGAUCGUAUCAUUGCCUGCAAAAGAAAAAAUCCCACAUCCUGCUCAAGGCGCUUCUACCAGCUCACCAAGCUCCUGGAUUCCGUGCAGCCUAUUGCAAGAAAGCUGCAUCAGUUCACUUUUGACCUGCUAAUCAAGUCCCACAUGGUGAGCGUGGACUUUCCUGAAAUGAUGGCAGAGAUCAUCUCUGUGCAAGUGCCCAAGAUCCUUUCUGGGAAAGUCAAGCCCAUCUAUUUCCACGCACAGUGAAGAUUUGGAAACCUUCGUAGUCAAAUGCACCUUGUUCCCUUUUUUUCAGAUGUCUUCUGCGCUACUUCCCUGCAGUGCCUUGGGGGAAAUUCC